UUUCCAACAGUUGUAAAAGGUUAUUGUCAAAGUCAGCUGUGAAGAAGGAAAAUUGAUAAGAAAAUUUUCCAAUGCUCAGGAAAAUGACAGAGACGGAAAUAAAACAAGGUUUAAAAUUUGUUUUAUCCAAAAUAGAAGAAGCAUGUAGCCGACGUACAAAAGAGGUUGGACAAAUUAAUCCUAGAUUAGUAGCCGUUUCAAAAACAAAACCUGUUGAAUCUAUCAUAGAAGCUUAUGAGGCAGGUCAAAGACAUUUUGGGGAAAAUUAUGUCCAGGAAUUGGAGGAGAAAGCUUAUAAUAAACAGAUCUUGGAAAAAUGCAAAGAAAUAAAGUGGCACUUUAUUGGCCAUCUUCAAGGAAAUAAAGUAAACAAAGUUGUAAAUGUACCGAAUUUAUACAUAAUCGAAACUGUUGAUUCCCAAAAGUUAGCUAGGAAACUGAACAAUAGUUGUACAUCUAGCGGUGAAGGAAAUUCCAAACUAAGGGUAUUCAUACAAGUAAAUACAAGUGGUGAAAAAGAAAAAAGUGGAUGUAUCCCAAAUGAUAUAAUAGAUAUGGUAAGUUUCGUUAAAAACGAAUGCCCUAAUCUACAAAUCGACGGAUUGAUGACAAUUGGAGAUGCAGAUCACUCGCAAGAAGCUCAAAAUCCUGACUUUUUGAAACUCAUUCAAUGCAAGAAGGAGGUAUGUCAGAAAUUCAACAUUCCUGAAGAAGAAUUUGAACUCUCCAUGGGUAUGUCUGGAGAUUUUGAACAUGCGAUUGAAAUGGGAAGUACAAAUGUGCGCGUAGGAUCGGCUAUUUUUGGAUACAGGGCAAAGAAGAAUACUUAAUAUCCAACAUUCCACGAAAUAUUACUUUUCUUUGUUAUUUUAGUGUGAAUAAAUCUGUAUAUUGCUGUUCA
Molecule: messenger RNA, 901 nt
Organism: Harmonia axyridis
Lineage: Eukaryota; Metazoa; Arthropoda; Insecta; Coleoptera; Coccinellidae
Product: pyridoxal phosphate homeostasis protein
Exons: 4
Coding region: 72-830 (252 amino acids)
Cellular component (GO): intracellular anatomical structure
Molecular function (GO): pyridoxal phosphate binding
Source: RefSeq, a predicted model, not a curated record